AUGGCUGUUGCGGUGCGGUUUUUUUCCUUCCCUAGUGCCAACACCUACACUAGCGAGUUCGGCCCCAUGAAUGCAGUCGGGGGUGUCUGGGAGUGUCCUAGCAUCUUCCCGCUCGCCCUCGACGGAAACGAAGCCGAGACUAAGUGGGUUGCACAGAUCGGACUCAAUCCUAGUGGGCCACCUGGAGUUGUUGGCUCAGGGACGCAAUACAUUGUCGGGAGUUUCAAUGGAACGGCAUUCACUGUGGACUCCAACAGUCCGCCUCCGUCUCCGUCUCCAACCUCCACAUCCGUGUCGACAUCCAUCACCUCAGAAGGAGCAACUUGGACUGUCACAUUCCAAGACUUCGAAGGUACUGCUGAUUUUGCGUCUCGCGGCUGGGUUGCCACAGGGGGGCUAGUCGGGGCCGCACCGGCUCAGGGGACACUCCCCGGAAAGCAAACCGUCUCCGGAUAUGCUGGUACUCGCCUCGUGAACACUUUCUUGAACGGAGACUCAACCACCGGCACGCUCACCUCGCCGUCCUUUACAAUUACUCAACCACUCAUCAACUUCCUCAUUGGCGGCGGCAACGCACCAGGCCAGGAAUGCAUCAACCUCAAGAUCGGAAGCCAGGUUGUUCACACUGCCACGGGCCACAAUGAGGAGAGACUCCUCCCACAAACUUGGGAUGUCGCUGAGUACAUGGGGAAAACUGCCGUCCUUGAGGUUGUGGAUCAGCAGACGGGCAGUUGGGGGCACGUACUCAUUGACGAGAUUACCUUCUAUGGUGAUGCUACCACUCCCGCGCCCAGGAGUGAUGGUGUUUUUGACUUUAAUGGGAACGGUACUUUUGCGAGUCUAGGAUGGACCGCCACUGGAGGUCUGGUCGGGAAGAGCCCGGCCCAGGGCACGUUGGCGGGACAGCAGGCUGUGUCCGGACAGCGGGGGAACUUCGUCAACACCUUCUACGAUGGCGAUGCGACGACUGGAACUCUGGUCUCGCCCACCUUCACCAUCACGAAGAAGUGGAUCAACCUUCUCAUUGGUGGCGGGAACGCCCCAGGUGUGCAAUGCAUCAACCUCAAGGUCAACGGCGAGGUCGUCCGCACUGCCACGGGCAGUGAUAGCGAACAGCUGCUGCCAAAGAGCUGGGAUGUUACAUCUUUGAUCGGCCAGAGUGCUGCCAUUGAGAUCGUGGAUCUCAGUACGACUGGCUGGGGACAUAUCCUGGUGGAUGAGAUCUCCUUCUCGGAUGUCUCAGAUGAACCAAGGGGGACUAACUGGAUGGACUGGGGCCCUGACUACUAUGCUGCGGCACCUUUCAAUGGACUCCCCUCCGCAGACCGCACCGACAUUGCCUGGAUGAACAACUGGCAAUACGCAAACAACAUCCCGACCUCUCCGUGGCGCAGUAUUUCAUCGAUCCCUCGGAAACUGUCACUGAAGACCAUCAACGGAUGGCCAACACUUAUCCAACAACCUGUUGCCGAUUGGGCCGCCCUGCAGACAGGGACGUAUUCCAACGUUUUUAACACCGUGGAGGAAGGGAGUCAACCCAUCCCGCUCUCUGGGAAGUCCCUCGACAUCACGAUGACAUUCUCUGACCGGAACUCGGCGUCCUCGUCUCAGUUCGGCCUCCUCCUCAGAUCAACCUCGGACCUGGCACAGCAGACACGGAUCGGGUACGAUUUCGGUACGAAGAGGAUGUUUGUUGAUCGAACCAAGUCUGGAAACGUCGGCUUUGACGGGACAUUCGCCAACACUUAUUACGCGCCGCUUUCCCCUGGCAGUGACGGGAAGAUCACUAUGCGCAUCCUUCUUGAUUCCUCUUCGGUUGAAAUCUUUGGUGGCGAAGGCGAGGUGACCUUGUCGGCACAGAUAUUUCCCCAGGACGUAGGUAUUGAUGUCCGGCUUUUCUCAAGCGGGGGAAGCACAAAGGAGAUUACGAUUGAUGCAAAGAUGCUGGGAUCGGCUUUCGAUACGCCGCCCACCACCGGCACGAGCAGCACGAGCAUCAGCCGCAUCAGCUCGAGUCAGUCGACAAGCACUACUCUCAGCACGGUAGUAAGGACGACAGAAAACACGACCGUCACAAGCACAACCACCACUGCAACCCGUCCUUCGGCCACUGCCCCCGUAGAUUUUCGUCCUGUGUUCCACUUCGUGCCAGAGCAGAAUUGGAUGAAUGAACCCAACGGUCUUAUCAAAAUCGGGUCGAUAUGGCACCUGUUCUUCCAGCAUAACCCCACUGGAAACUUUCUGGGGAAACCUCAGUUAGGGCCACGCCACCAGUACUGA
Molecule: messenger RNA, 2280 nt
Organism: Chaetomium globosum CBS 148.51
Lineage: Eukaryota; Fungi; Ascomycota; Sordariomycetes; Sordariales; Chaetomiaceae
Exons: 2
Coding region: 1-2280 (759 amino acids)
Biological process (GO): sucrose catabolic process
Molecular function (GO): sucrose alpha-glucosidase activity
Source: RefSeq, a predicted model, not a curated record